Pelagomonas calceolata is the source of this 14260-nucleotide messenger RNA. Lineage: Eukaryota; Pelagophyceae; Pelagomonadales; Pelagomonadaceae. The record is from the annotation of a GenBank genome assembly.
AUGGAGGCCCUCAACAAGCUCGCCAGCAAGAUCACUGGAGGCAAAAAAGACAAGAGCGCGCCCGAGCAAGAACGAGCAGAGGCCGAGGGCGCCUUCGACGCGACGGGCGUUCAUGAUGAUGCGCCCGCUUCACUAAGAUCGAGCGCCUGGCGUGCUUUAGUAGAGGGCGCGCCGGCCUGGCCGGGCGUCAGGGAAUUUGAGGCGCCCGCCGGUAGUAGAUCUCUACCUUGGCACGACCUCGCGAACGCACUGCGAGGCGCGGCGCGACUCGCGGCACGAGCGUCGCAAACCAAAGAGCAGGCGUUCGGUGAUGCCGGGAAUAAAUUAGCGCCGCCUUUAGAUGCUUCCAGGAGAGCUCUAGCCGCGGCCGCCGCGCGAGUCGAUGCUCUGAGAGAUGUCAUUGAUGGCCACGCUUCUGCGACGAGAAAGGCGGAAAAGGACGCGGCCGAUGAUCAAGCGGCGUUAUUAUUAGCGAACCUAGCUAGAGAUUGUGAAGCUUUACAACCAGGGCAAUCACUGAUCGCGCCGGUGGGCUGGUCGGAUAAAGAGAGGAAGGGCCACUUACUAUUAGCUGUCGUCGCGCGAGGCGGCGUACCGGGCGGCUGGGCCGGCGACGACCAGAAUGCGUGUAGUGUAGCUAUUAUCAAUGGCGGCGGCGACGCGGACGGGCUGUUGUUCCACGCGUCGCGCCUAGACACGACGACGGGAUCCUUCAUGCGACGAACGGCGUUGACCCUCCAAAAGGUACCGAGACAUCGCGUCAGUCAUGCGGCGUGCUGGUUCGUGCUGUUACGGCCUCUGUUAUUACACGAGAACGACGGUCCGCGGUGCGGCACGGCCUGCACGUCCGUCGUAGCGGAAAAUAACGAGUGUUUAGAUAAGGCGCGCCACUUUUACGGUGAAUGCGUGCCUGUGCUGGACGACGACGACCAAGCUAGAGACUCUACAGCGUUAGAUCUGUAUGUCGAUGUCGCCGCCACGCAAGGUGGUUCAGGAUUGUUAGCGUCGCACGCUUUGGUGUAUGCGGCGCGCGGCGCCUGCGCCUACCUAGCCAAGGGCGCGGAUGACGAGACCGCGAUGGCCUGCUCGUUAGCUAUUAGGGGAGCGGGUCUGGAUGUGUUGGCGGACCAAUUGGACGAAGUUAAGCGACGAUCAUGUCGGCUAGGCGACGCUGAUGCAGCUCAAUGUAAAGCAUGCGUUCAGAGUGUCUGUAGAGACGCUUCUUCCAUGGACAGUAGAGACGUCAGUACAAAAGCGGUACUAAGCUACGCCAAGAGAGCAUCCCAACGAGUCCUCGACGCCUUAUCCGUAGCAACAUCAGAGGAAGUAUCAACAACACAACUACGGUCCGACGACCUGAAAUGUGCGGUCUCGCGGGACUUUGGAGCUCCGGGCAUACUCUUCGCGCCCUUCGCGACGCAUCUACACAGCGAACUCCCGAAGAAAAUCGGAGAACUCGCACAUAUGGACCAGGAGCGGCAGGCCCACUUGGAUUUUUUGGCAGGUGAUGCGGAUGCUGAUGCCUUAGUGCUACCGUCUGACUUAGCUAGAGUGACGUGGCCCUUAGAACCGCAAUGGCAAGGUCCUUAUCCUCGGGACUCGCUAGCCGCAGCUUGCACGGCGUUGCGACGGUGCGACCGAGCCUGUGUCACUCUUGAACACAUGCGCGAUCGGGUACCUAGAGCCGACGCUAGACGUUUCGCGCUCGUGUCGCAUUUAUUUCUUAGAUGCUUACCAGCGCCGGAAAUUAAUGGCGGGUUCUGGCGGUCGGAGUGCACGCGUUCCCUUCAAGCCGAUCUAUUAUUCCUCUUGAGGAGGAACGCUUUGCAUGCGUCAGCCGCGGCGGCGUCGUGCGCCCAGACGCGAGCCUUAGAUGGUGAAAGGGUACUCGUAGUAGCAGCAGUAGCAGCCGUCGCUGAUGCGGUUGUGAGGAACGUCGCCGUCGACGCUCCUUGUAUCUUGUCAUUAUUUUAUGAAGCUACGACGAACGAAGUCGUACCGUCUAAUUCAAAGCCGUUCGGCUUUGCGGUCCGAGACUUUGCCGCUGAUACGGGACGAGCCUUACUCCCGGAUCCCGCACUCGUAGCGGCUCGAACCAGUCUAUUGGACUACUUCCGAGCACUGAGGAAGCGAACGCCGCAUAGAAAUCGAGUGUUCGGCUGGGAAAGGACCGCCGUAGAACAGCCCGGUCUCGUGUCAUCAUUCUUGGGAGGUGAUGCUGGGAGUCGAGGACCGGCCCUAGGUACGGGCGAUGCGAGACUACUAGAUCGAUUGUGCACGGCCCUAGGCUACAAGAGAGAACCGCGCGGCGCCUCGUUAGCGGGUUACUUGGUCCAGGACUCGCCUUUGCUAAGAGAUGUACCGGAGUUAGAGUAUCUCAGAGAUAUCGUCCUGGUGCUGAAAGUCGCAUUGGCACCGACGUCGAAUGUAGAAAGGCAGAAUUGGUCGGUAGAUGAUGCGACACCGAGGUGGUGUCUUGAGGAGCGAGCUCGUGGCGGCGACGAGCGCGUGAGACAGAAAAAACAUGAGAGGACGCACGGCUCGCGCCUGGCGGAUGCCGUCGGCGCGCCUCUAGCCGUGACGAUGUACGGCGAGAGAGUCGAUGUUGUUGGGGGUGAUGCGCAAGAUGAAGAUAGUGAUGACGACUCCGAGGACACGGGGGCGCUUCGGACUGCCUUGGCUAAAGUGAGAGCGGCCAUCGAAGGAGCACAACUCCCACGAGCACCUCCUUCGGGAGGCGACCCCUCUCACUUAGCAGGUGAUGUGGUAAUAACGGAGGACGACGUCUUGCAUCUGAAGAGUUUACCUGGUGAUCUUGGGUCGGCACCUCGAGAGUCGCCUCGCGUGAAAAACGCUCCGGCCGAUCGGAAAGCCAAGCUCAAGGCGCUGGAGGUGCGCGUGGCGGCUCUAGCUGGUGGCAAAGGCACAUUGCCGCCUCGAGAUGUCGAAAGGUUACUUUGUGCGCUAACGGCGCCUUAUUUGAGAUUGCCAUUAGUAUUGAGAUUCUUCGCGGACGCGCGACGGUCGAGAAGCUUGAGGGAUGCGCGUCUACGAAGCUGCGUCGAAGCGUGUUUGUUCGAACCGGGGCCCUGGCUGCCGGAUCGGCCUUGUAGACGGGUGGAUUCUAUACCAGCAACCCACAGAGAUCAUUUGAGGACGCCUUGUGGUGCCUUGUUCAAUGAAUUGGCGCUGGCGCCGAUACCUUGUGUUGAUGCGAUUCAUGAAAUCCUAGCGAGGGCACUAGAGGGCGACGUGGGCGCGUGGGCGCCCCGCGGCGCGGCCGAGGCCUUCCUGUUUGCGGCGAGAACAGCUUCUAGAGCAGUUACGUUUCUCAGAGCCGUUGCUGGUGGUUCAGCAACUCCAAAACCCAACAGUGCGCCGGGUGCCUCGACGCCGCGAGGGCUAGACGAGGCCGACGCUAGUCGUAGGGCGGUCUGUAACAGUGCAGCAAAAGCGUUAACAUCUACAUUGAGAGAAAAGGUCGCACCCGCAUUGAAAGCCUGGUUACCCGCACUCACACGGGACGGCUCGAGAACAUCAUUAAGAAGAGCGUGUGCUGUGCACGCGCACAUCGCGUAUGCGGCGGCCAAAUGCGUCGAAGGAGAUGUCUUAGAUGCGGCGACGGCCACAGCCUUGCUCGAAGCGCAGUGCUUCCUCGCGGCGUAUGACGACGACGACGAAAGCCAUUCACUGGUCGACGCGGACGUCGACCCUCAUGACCCUCAAGCGAAAUCGAUACUGGCGGAAGGCACGCUCGGGUUGAGCGAUUCCGAACUGUGCAGUGUGUGGCAGCGGCAUCGGGGGCCUCUCUUGACUUUCCUGCGAGGGAGUGACGGUGCGUGUGCCCUGGAGGCGGCCGUCGACGCGGUGGCGUCGGCCGCCGAGUCGGCCUUCGAAGAGGUAGGCCAGAGGAAUAAUGUAGAGAGAACAUGGCAGGAAGACAAGGCCUGUCCUGGUAGGUUUUCUCCCGUGUCUCCGGAUGACCAGAAGAGGCCACCCUCACCUAGAGCUUCCGACCAAGGUCUCGAGGACGACGACUACGAGACGUGGCUGCGAGGUGUGUUGGAACCGAAGAACGCGGAAAUUGUCGACGCGCAGCUCGGUGAGUUCACGUUGCGAACGAGACGGCUCGAAGCCUUGCCGAGGGAGGUUGCUGAUCAUCUCGACCUGCAAAGGGCCCUAGACAACACUUCUGGUGGCGACGACCUGCGGGCCGCCGAAGUCAGUCAUAGGGCGUUUAGACGUCAUUGGAGAUUAGUAUCAAGACGGGUCGACGUGGUCAAGUGGUCCAAGCCGCCCCAAGAGAACACGCCGCUAGCGCCGCGACCGCCCUUUGCGGUUAAUGCAUUGAGACCACUGGAGGCUUCCGGCAGCUGGGUCACUGAGUUGUUAGAAAGGUUAAGAACAACUGGACCGCUCCAAUCAUGCCAACUCUUCGCCUUGUCCGGUGGAGGUAUGAGGGAUACGCAUACGGUAUGCGUCGGGUACGUCGAGGUUGAUACGGUAAAGUACUGGCGCGAGGUGCAUUGUAGGAGAAAGGAGGCGCUAGUUGAAGUGUAUGAAUUAGUAGAACACGGCCGCCAGUGGUGGCGCGCGCUCAUCUAUACGUCGGACGCGUCGUUGUCUCUCGGUGUGCCGCCGCCGCCGGCACCCGGUGCCGUGCGAGCCGACGCCUUCGACGAUCAUGGUGUGGACGGCGAACCGCUGGAGCGAGGAAGGCCUGACUGUUCCACGGAACGAGGUUCUUCUCUUGAGAUUUCUAGGACAGCUAAAAGGAGGGAACAGCACGUGCGGCAGACGUACGUACCGGCUAGGUGCUUACGGGGGCUCUUGCCGGACGCGUUAUUGGAAACUUUUGUCUUCUGGCGGAACCAUGAUGAUGCGUCCUUGUCGGGGUACGAAGAAGGAUCCAUCACAGAUCGCGUCGAGACGCUACGAGUACGGUUAAGCGGGCAUAUACAACAGCCGAGGUGUGAUGUUGUGAGAUUGGUCUUACGACGAGGAAGCUCAUCGUUGAAUGACGAUCUCGUACUCCCGGACAAUCUGGAGGGCUUCGGCAUCGACACUCAUACGAAACCUCUAGCAUUACUGAGAUUGGGCGGCUGCGGUGCCCAACCGUCGCCCCUCGCCUCGAAGCUACGAAAACUCGACGCCUUGGGGCAUGCGUUGGCCUGGGUCGACGGCGACGCGCCCGUCUCGGAGAAGUCGAUGUGGGCCGGUCAACAAGACGACCCCGAGGCGCAAGUCUCGAUCAUCGAACUGCCUCGCUUGCGCAUCACACUACGUUUGAAUGAAGGUCGCUACUAUUGCGACGAGUACGACGGGUAUGCGCUGAUCGAUGCUACGGCGCUGCGCGGUGAGGACGACGACCUGGAUCGACGCGGCGAUGCGUUGAAUUUGGUCGCGCCGCUGGGCGCUUGCGUGGUGUUGCGAGAUCCGGACACCUUUGACUUGAAAGUACUCACGUCCGCGGGUUCUAGACCGUUCCGGACACCGACCGGCAAGAGAGUUGUGUUCGAUCACGACGAUAGUCGGUGGCGCAAGCACGACGCGGGCCACCAUUUAUAUGGUGUGGAUCGUCUACAAGGUCAAUUGGUGCCGGACGAUGCGUGUGCCGCCGUUGCUCAGGUUUUGAGGUUAUGCUUGGCAAGGAGGUACGACGCCGCUGCUGCCGUAGCCCCAGCGUGCGCCUCGGACGAGGCAAGACCACCGCUCGUCGAUUGUUUGAUAUCCGCGCUGUCAGCCUGCCAGAAUGAUAUUGAAGCGGACGCGAGAGCGUGUCGGUUGAAAUUAUCCCUGGCGACCCUCGACUGCGGCUGCGACGCUUUCAUCAGUGUGGAUGAUUGGCCCUGGGCCUUCGCCGAGGAGGCGGCCAUGGUUGUGCACCACGCUCGUCGCAUAAAUGCGCAAUGUGCUUUUAGUGAAGCGGAGGAGGCUAGAGCGCUUGCAGAGGUGGAACGACGAAGAGCUCCUUUGGGUUUUCGGGACGAUGCCUGUGACGCGCCUCUUAGAAGGGCGGUGGCCAACCGCUCUUUAUGUGUGCAGUCUCAUAGCCAACCUACCUUGCAAGAUUACGCCAUCGCGCCUUCAUUAGUGGUAUCAGAAGCGCGCGUUUGCGUCGACAUCGCGUGGGCGGCCUGCCGCUGGCCCGAUGAAAGAUGUAGAAGAGCAAAACCGACGGCCUGGGCCGCGCCCUACAUGAGGCCUUGUGGGUUCGAGGUGCCCGCGACUGAUUCCCAAACGGGCUUGCCCGUCCAGGGGCCUCCUAGGUCGGCAUCCGUGCUUGGCGGAAGAGCCAUAGCCUGGUUGCGGAAAUCCGUGGCCUUCUCAGGAGGUACGGUCGGAGAGUCCCUGGAGGGCGCCAAAGCCGAUGCAACGAGAGACGGGUGUUUUGGUGCUACGCCAUUUGGCGUUUGUUACGAGUUGUUGACCAAUACCCUACCAUUACGGGUAGGAGACCGCGACGGCGCUUUUGGGUGGGGCGUAGCUCUACUCCAUUUGUACGAGCGGGCCUUUGAUGCUGCUGGAGGGAGGGGUGGCUUGGACGAUGGCGGUGUGCUCUGUUAUUCUACUCUGGCUAUACUUGCGCGUAGAGCAGCAUUAGCGCAAUCACUCUCAAGAUCGGGCAAGGCUCCUAGGUACUUACCUCCAGAAAAACCGAGCGGAUACAUGGAGUCCAUCAUCAGUUCGGGCGACGCCACCCAGCCUUUAAAGAAGGCCUGGGUCGGCCUGGCGACGGCGCUGCGAGCGGCGCACAAGGCCGGCGAAUUACUCCCGGACGCGAAUCGACCACCCCUGUCUUCUACCAGACCACCAUCGGUCAUGGCAUCCAUCAGUACGAAAGAAACGUAUACCGAGGUCGCCGCCGAUAGCGUACCUUUUGAUCCUGACGAGGCGCGACGCGCUCUGGGCCACGCCACCACGGGACCGCCGUCCUUCGACGCGGCGUUGGUGGAAGAUGCCAUCGCCCACGGCGCUCCUGACGGUCUUGUGAUCACGUCGAUACGGUCGCGGAACGUCUCGUCCACGCCGCCCUACGACCUGUCAACGACUGCCGUGGCCGGCGAACCUACCGCCUCAGCCUAUGUACAACGAUUACACCAUGCGGCAAGGGAAGAUGGCGCCCUAGAGAGGGAGCGGGAAGUUCCUUCAUUGUUAGGCUUUGAUGAGAAAGGAGACAGGGCCAAAGCGAAACAGACGGCGAAAACGUUAGCUGAUUCAUUAUCAAGUGCCGUGCAACGCGACGCGGCGAAGGCUAGAGUCGCCAGAAGACGACUCUCAUCGCUCUUGGACGGUUCUGAUGAGGAUGAGAGAAGGUGGCACGCGUCCGUCGGUUGUGCUCGCAGGAAACGAACGUUGGGCGACGUGCUACGAGCGCUCGCGCAGGGCCGUGCCGAAAGGCCUGAUAUUAGUGCACUGGCUUGUGGUGUCGCUCUGUUAGAAGGGAGGUGUGCCGCAGCUCGACGGGGGUGUCGGGCCGCUCGUAGAUUGGAAGAGCGCGUCAGUACAAAAGACGACUGGCGCGAACUAGUUUUGGAGGCCGAGGCGCUCGCGGCGACGUUGUGCGAGACGAGGAAGCACUUCCGCAAUGCGGAUGGGUCGACAUUAGUACCUCAACAUAAAGCGCAACCCUCACAACGAAACUCUUCAUAUGUGUACGACGCUCGGCUCUUCCUCAUGGAGCGCGCCUGGGACAUCAUUUUGAGGGAGGCGCAAGUCCACACGGCGCGAACCCUAUGUGAUGAUGCCUCUGCAAAGAAAUCUUCACUAAGGCAGAUGAUCAUGGGUAGCGGUAAAACCACGGUCUUAACACCGUCGUUAGUCGCUUCCCUAGCUGAUGGCAAGACACUAGUGGUCGUCGUGGUCCCCCACGCUCUCGUAGUAUUCACGCGGAAUGUCCUCCAGAAGGCCUUGUCACGACCGUCGCUCGGGAGACGACCGGUACGAAGGUUGAGGUUCGGGAGGCGAACCUUCAUGGGGAUAUCACUCCUGAAGAAAUUACGAGCGAUCACGCGGGAUGGUGGCGUGUUACUGUCGGAUCCUACGGCCAUGAAGGCCCUGUUUCUCAAGUCCGUCGAAGUUUUACAUCACCUGGACGAGGCCUCGCGCUUUACGCAAGAUUCCCAUAGGACAUCGAAGGAGAGGAAUUUGGCGAAGCGGAAGCAGUCGACCUUUUCCUCACUGUUCAAGUCAGCGAAAUCGAAAGCGAACGACAAGGCGCGAGCGGCAGCAUUAGGUCUCGACGCGAAGCCGGAAGCCCAGUCAUCAGAGCUCGAAAGGAAGAUUGCUGGGGCUGCGGAGCGGACGGAGCGAGAAGCCGAACUGAGGUCAUUGAGAGCCCAGGCCCAAGUCGCGUCCUCCAUACUAGAAAUGCUCAAGAGCAACAGUGUGGCCAUCGUCGACGAAGUGGACGUCAUCCUGGAUCCGCUCAAGUCGGAGCUCAAUUGGCCCUUGGGUGCGCGGGCGCCUCUCGAUUUCACGGCGGCGACGAAUCCGACGGGUCUUCGAUGGAGGGUACCUUAUCUUUUACUUGAUGCGGUUAUUGGCGCGGCAUUAGGUCGACAACUACUCCCGUCUAUUGUCGUAGAUAGCGACGACGACAGUGAUGAGGAGGGCGAGGACGAGGACCAGGCUCUUGAGAGUGAUGACGACUGUCUGGAGGCCGACGGGGACGAGGUCCGAGAAGCUUCUCGCGAGAAGGCGUCGGUCGACGACGCGUUUUUCGGGGGCGACGACGAAGGAGUAGCUACUAGAAGGCAGCUCGCGGCCGCUCGGCAGGAGAUCGAUGACAUCGUCCAGGAUGGGUUGGAGAAGGGCCACCUGCAAGCGCGGCCGCACCCUACUCUCGUUUCCGAGAAGUGGUAUGUCGCUUCACUAAAACCCGUGCUCGCACGGUGGGUUUUACUUUUAUUAAGAUCACCGACAAGAGCCGCAGCUGCUCUAGCGGGUGCCGCGUAUGCGGGCAACCUUGGUGACCUAGACGACUCAUUAGUGCUUCAUUACUUGAUAGGCGAAGGCGAGGAUCGGAAGCGAGCGGCUCAAGCCGUUGAUAGUUGCUGUUCCGACGACCAGGCCAAACUCUUGAAUUUAUAUCAUUCGUGGCUCACGCAUAUGCUGCCCUUUGCCCUUAGUCGUGUAGAUAGGGUCGCGUACGGGCUGCUGUCGCCAGCUGAUUUGGAGCGAGCAGCUAGAAGACACGCCGACGCGGAAGGGUCUGUAGUCACAGAGAAACAUUUGGAAGCCGUGCCUCUAGCACGAAGAUUACUUGCAGUGCCCUUUGUUGGGAAAGAUAGACCUUCAGACGCGUCUGAAUUUUCUCACCCAGAUGUCUUAAUUGGACUCACGACGCUAGCCGUAUUCCAUGAAGGGUUGAGGUACGGUGAUGUCUUGUGGUUGUUACAUGACCUCCAGAGAGAUUUUAGGAGGGAAACGGGCCCCAUAAAAAAACGAAAAUCUUUUAAAAGAUAUGCGAGAUAUGUGCAACUCGCUGGUGGCAGGAUGCGGGGCCUCAAAACCUCGAAAAGUAGAUUGUUAGACAUCGAGGAUAGCCGUCCCGAGGUCUGGCCGGUCCACUUCCUAGAUUUACAGGACGACAGUCAAGUGAGACCCGUGUAUGAGCUACUCAGAAGUUCAAAGGCUGCGGGGAGGGACUAUCUGUGGAGGAGAAGCUUCCCGGAGACGCUGGCACUGAGACCCUCAAAGCUCGCGGCCUCGGGCCAGGAACUAGGCGGCGAGGCAAUUUUCGACGUCCGUAUUGGCUUUUCGGGGACGCCGAACGACCUCGUACCCGCCGAGUUGGGCGUGUGUGUCUACGAGAAGGCUACGGAUGGAAGGAUUAAUAGGGUACUGGCCGAUUCAGAUGUUGUUUCUAAAUAUUUAGUGCAGCCGGGAUGGACGCCCAAGAAGUUACUGGAGAUCAUCGCUACCUCUGACGAGUUCCUAGCAUUGAUCGACUGCGGUGCUUUAGUCACAGGAUUGUCGAACAGAGAAGUCGCGGAGUACCUCAUCACGACGGGACUCCGACACGUCGACGGCGUCCUCUUCUACGAUGAGGAGGAUGUGGCCUGCAUCUGUUCCCGUUCUGACGGAGGCGGUACUAAAGUAACAGAUGCGUUAACGGCCAAUCUCAAGCCUGGGAGACGCUUCACCUUUUACGAUCACGCCCACUGUACGGGUUUAGAUGUCAAGCAGCGCGUCGACUGCGUCGCGGCUUUAACUGUUUCGAAAGACACAACAUUGAGAGAUGCGGCCCAAGCAGCAUUUAGAUUGAGGAGACUCGGCGCCGGGCAAAGAUGCAGACUGUUCUUGAUCCCGCAGAUCGCCAAUUGCGUUUCUGAAGCUACUAAAGCACCCUUGUCAGAUGUUCGCAAGGAUAUCGAUGAAGGCUGGUCCCAGAAAGGCUUGGUGCGAGUUCUGUCGUGGUUGGCGGUCAAUCAGAUCCGGAGAGAACGCGUGAACUUUUUUGUUCUUGCUGAGCAAAAUGUGCAGAACGUCGCUCGCAAGGUGGCCCACGCUACCCUUAUUUCUUCAAGUAAUAAUGUGGGCGUGGCCGGUGAGCAGGAAUCAAGAUUGAGAGGGUGCUUAGAUGUCUUCCGGACUCGAGUCGACUUCACGGUCGAGAAUGCAGUACCAACCCCUAGACCCACAUCGGAGAGAAUAGCGCAGACGAUCGAAGACCACGCGGACCUGAUGAAUUCCGCUUCUGACUUCGGCACCGCACAACGUAUGUUGCAGCAAGUAGCCGCGGCCGAAAGUGCCUCGCGAGCCAAGAACCAGCAGGCCUGGGCCUUCGAGGCCGUGCAAGAAGAGGAGGCCGAAGAGGAGGAGGAGCAGGAACAGGAGCAGGAGCAGGAGCAGGAGCGUAGGCAGGAGGAGGAGGUGAUAGUUGAUGAAUUAGCUAAGAGAGAUGCUCCGGAGCCCCAAAGAUACGUGAGGGACGACGAGGCGCCUAUUCCGUGGUCGUUGGAUACUUUGAGGAGACCGGUGGAUCCGCGGCAUCCGUUCUACGCCCUGUCGGAGUUUGGUGUUUAUAGGAGAUCUUAUUUGCAGUCAAAGCCGCCUCGGGUCAACUUCACACCUGAUUUACGCGUCUCUCCCAAUUAUUUUAGACCGGCAUGGAGGCAGUCGGCACCUCGUAGAUUAAAGAACGUCACGGUCGUGUUGGAGUGGGAUCCCAACGACCAGGGUACAAUUGUUGAUGAAGCCGCGGCCGACCUCGCGUUGGCCAAUGGGCAGUCUGUGCGAUCCUUGUCGGAUACGGCUCGUGGGUCUCUGAGGAGAGCCUUUGACUAUGUUUCUGAAGCCACAACUUUCAGAGAGGAAGGCAGUGCUCGUAGAGCGAAGCAGGCUCAGGAAGCACGAGCGGCAGAAAAUGCGUUCGCGGCGGAGACCGGUGGUAGUCAAGUGUUAGCAUUUACUUCUUCAGAAACUGAUCUGAAGAAGCUGGAUCAAAUAGAUCAGGAGCGGUCGCAACAUUUGUUGGCUUGUGCGAACGUCCGCGAGACGAGUGACAGGGACGCGUCGUCGCCGGAGCUCUUUGCGGAUGCGUUUCAGCGGUUGGCUCUACGGAGAGCGGACCAAGGUGGCGGGGCUUCGUAUGUCGUGUUGUCUUUGGCCGAAGCCGAGCACAUGCGAGGCGCGCUCCAUGCGUCGUUUCGAGGCAACGCGUCAUUACCAGCUCGCACAGCUCUGAGGAUUGUUGGUUCGUGGGACGGGAGCACUCCUUCAGAAGGUACUACUCGUUUAGACGACCCGCUGGCACCCGGUGUUGGGUUAGUAUUAGAUGCGACGAAGGCACGCCCGCGGCCCGAUCUAGAGAGAGAUUCAACGGCUUUAGCUCAAUUGCAAUUCUUUGACAACGCCGACGACGUGUCGCCGAAGCACGGCGCUUUGCUGCUGAGAGCGUUACAAGCGACGCCGCCCGCGGAACGGGUGAGGUUCAGGGACGACAUCCGUAAAUCUCGAAGGAGGCCGCAAGUGGCAUUAUUUGGAGCUGCUGGUUGGUUAGGAGCAGCGUUCGGCAAAAGACCCACCGUCGAAGGGUCUGUCGUGGAUGAGGACGAAAGAAUUGACCCGAUAAACGCUCCCAUGAGGCAUGGUGUGGCGGCGUUAGUUGUUGAUGAAGAAGCCGCGGUCGUCGAGUACCGAGCGGCCCAUCGAGCCGUGAGAUUAGCUUUACAACGAAGAGGUAUUCCGGCAGCAGCACUGCUAAGGAGGUGCGCGCGAGCGUCGAAGGCCAUGCGGCACCAGCAGACCUAUGAUCCCGGGAGAUUGGCACCUGUUGCCGCGGUGGCUUCUGCGGUGCACUGGUUGGGUCUAGGUGCCUUUGGUUUAGCAGCACAUGUUGAUUUUAGACAAAGGAAAGCGCUCGACGACGCUCGAAAUGAUUUAUGUGACAACCUGGCGGACGCCAUGGAUUUGAAUGGGGAUGGGUGGAUUGCGCUAGAUGAACUUAGGGCUGGACUUAGAGAUGCGGCUCCCAGAGACCUGUUAAAGUCUCCGUUCCUCUCAUUACCUCGCUUAAGACCGGCCGUACCAAGCCCAGCGCCGAGGAUGGAUCGCAACGCUCUCCUGAAGGCCGUCGAUGCCUUGAACCCGUGGCGGAAACCGGACCCCAGAGAAGCCGAAGCUCGCGCGAAAGCCGCGAGACGGAAGCUCCACGAAAAAGCUUUGGAUGCGGACGGCGCCCAGAAGCCGUCGAAGGAGAACUUGCAUAGCGAGGCUCGGCGCGCUACCGAUGACAAUGACGUUUUGGACGAUGAGACUUUAGCUUAUGCUAAACGAUUGGCCUCCGAAGAUUUGAAAGGUCUACAUAUUAAGCUCCAGCCUCCGAAGAAAUUGGAGCCGGUCUGGUCCUCUCUCGGAACGGCUUCCGGUAAACCUAUCUCAUUAUGGCGGCUGUCGGGCACGCGAGCGACGUCCUCUAAACUACGGUUGUCGCUGGGAGACUACCUGACGGAGGGCGUCGCGGAUCCGUUGCUUAAUUCAAACUUCGACGAGAAUCAACUGGAGAUGGCCUGGGACUCGAACCAGAACGAGGUUUCAGGUGUUCUAUGCCUAGAACUGUCCGAUCAGUACACCUUUAGAAGAAACAGAACAAGAUGGCUCAAGGCCUGUGCGGAACGACUCUUUCCACCCCCUAUUCGCUAUAGACAGGUCUGGCACCUGCCGCAGGGCGAUCGAAGCGUGUACGGCUGGGCGCCCGUGCCGCCGGAUGGGAAUUACGUCGCCUUGGGCCAUGUCGCUACGCGUACGGAUGCCCCACCGCCACCUAGAGCGGUUAGGUGUGUCCCCAUCGCCAUGGUCGACGCCUUAGCUGCGAUCCAAAUUCUGGGUUCCAAGCCGGCCUGGACGAAUUCAUCAUUAGGCGGCCGGAAGGGGUCGUUGUGGCGCCACGCGCAUGGUGGCUUGUUGGUCGUGGCUCGGGGCCACGCCAUCGACCAGAAGCAGCCGUUGCACCGUCUCAGGAGGCCGUCGAUGCUCGCGUUCGACUAUCGGGCGUGUCUGCGCGCUAGGCCGGCGGCGCCUCCCAAACCCGUCGUGCCGCCGCCGCCUCCAAAGCCCAAGACGCCGCCGCCGCAAGUAGCUGCUGCUGCGUUUGAUCCGUUGCGGAAGACGCCGCCGAAACCACCGCCGCGCCCGAAGACGCCGCCGCGGCCGCCGACGAUGCCCGCGCGCACGACGCCGCCGCGGCCGGCGCCCUUCGGCCAAUUCUCGCCGCCCAAGCCGCAGCCGCCGCCCAAGCAGCAGCCGCCAGACUUGCUCGCGGACCCCUUCGCCGGUGGCGAUCUGUUGGCGCCAACGCCAACGCCGGCGCCGGCGCCGCCUCUCCUAGACCCGAUCUUCUCGGGCAUGACCAAUGCGCCAGCAGCGGUACCCGACCCCUUCGCGCCGGCGCCUCCAAAAAAGGGCGCCGACCUGCUCGGCGAUCUCCUGGCCCCCACCGAAACGAAGGCCGACCCCUUCGCGGACCCCUUCGCGAGUCCGCCCCAGAAAGCAGAAGGAGGGGGCACGUUCAAGAUUGAUGUUAUGGCCGCGGCCUUUGGCAGCUGCGUCUGCGGCCGGCCGAAGGGCGACCAUAUUGGGGCGGAGCUGAGGUGUCCGCCGGUGAAGGAGGAUCCGUUUGACGGGCUCUGACGCGGCGCAGUCCACCCGUUUCCGUACGCGGCGUCGAGACGGCCGCUCGGCGUCGGGCUAGGCGCGACGGCCCUCCCAGUACGCCAUCGACGCGACGUGGAAACUAACUACUCUGUUGUUUAUG